CAACACGCAACACAAGGGUUACAACGUCGGCGGAACUUGACCAGACCAGCACAGGAACCAUUCGAAGACACACCAAUCCAGCAAACAACACAAUUUGUAUAGAGACUUUUGCCUCUGAUCGUGGUUAAAUCGUCAGUUUAAAUCGGAAAAAUGCAUCAUAGUAUUAAAGAAAUCAUCCCAGAGAAUACCAGAAAACCUUAACACAUUUAGGCUCCUUUUAACUGGUCGUUUUUAAGGAAUAUGAAGCAGUUUUAUAUCCAUCCAUAAAGUCACCAUCAAAACUGCUGGUUUUCUUCGCAAACGUUACCAGAUGCUGAAAAAUUGGAUCAUUCUUGCAGCUGCUAGUUGUGCAGUCUCAGCAGUCUACAAAUCUCAGAAGCAGAUAAACCAUGGUGGUUAUUUGAGUCUGGAUCUUCCCGAAAGGACAGAAAAAUUGGAGUUCGCUUCUGCUGAUGAGAAAACCCAUGUUACUAUCUGGGAACGGCGGAUUAUCUUUCCUAAUAAAGUCAGUAAAGGCACAGUGCACUCCUCCAGUGAUGGCUGGACCUUCCAACUCAGGCAUAUUACGUUUGAUGACGAGGGAACAUACACCCUGUUCAAUUCGUGGAAUUCUGUUAUCUCCACCUACAUUGUAAAGGUUGAAACCAAAAGAAGCAUGAUUGAAUGCAUCGCAGGUGAAACCCUCAGCAUAUCUCUGGAAGGAAUCAAACUGGUUGAUGCCACUCUUCGCUUUUACAGAAACCAUUCAGUUGUGACCGUGGUGGAGAACGGAAUCCCUGUGGGUAAUGCAGACCCAGACUACAUCAACCGACUUAAAGUAAGCACUGAAAAGAUCAAGGUGCUUAAUGUCAACGUAUCAGAUGUAGGCAGAUACCAACUCACCGAUCACAAACGUCGAAACGUGUCAAACAAUACAAUGAUAUUAGUGGAAAAACACAAUUUCACUCCAAAUAAAAGUCUUAUCGCUCUGAUUCUUCUCGGGAUUCCGGGGAGCAUCUGCUUCUGCUGCAGGAAGAGAAUCUGUAAAAGGUGUAGGAACAAUAAAUCACAAACAGAUAAUGACAACACCCUCAAUCCCCUGCCUGAGUCUGUACCAAUCUGCUAUCCAGUGACUGAUCCCUCACAGGGUUAUACGGCUGGCUAUCCCACUCUUCCAGACCAGGGUCAGAAUCCCUUUCCACCUCCAAACCAAGGUCACAUUCAGUAUCCUCCACCAGACCCAAGUCAGAUUCAGCAUCCUCCACCAGUCCCAAGUCAGAUUCAGCAUCCUCCACCAGUCCCAAGUCAGAUUCAGUAUCCUCCACCAGUCCCAAGUCAGAUUCAGUAUCCUCCACCAGUCCCAAGUCAGAUUCAGUAUCCUCCACCAGUCCCAAGUCAGAUUCAGCAUCCUCCAACAGUCCCAAGUCAGAUUCAGUAUCCUCCACCAGUCCCAAGUCAGGUUCAGUAUCCUCCACCAGUCCCAAGUCAGGUUCAGUAUCCUCCACCAGACCCAAGUCAGAUUCAGCAUCCUCCUGCACCACAAUGGAGCGGACAACCUGCUUUUUCUCCUAACCCUGGCUUUAAUCCUGAGUAUGCGUCACAGAACCCUGCUUAUCCUCCUGGACCUUUAGGAUCCCCAGCCCAGCCCCCCCAGUGGAAUGUUUCUCCAAACCAGUACAACCCACCUGCUCCUACGAAUUACAAUCCACUGAUGAACAGCGCUCCAUCUGGGCCUCAACCCACAACAUACAAUGAAUCGUCUCCUGCUGCAUCACUAGUAGCACCUCAGCCCUAGUCUGAUGCACCGAGAGUUUCCGGUGAUGUCUUGAACUCCUCAGACUCAGCUGGUGUCCAUUUUGACAUUGACAAAGGGAAAUCUUCCACCAGCAAUUUCCUGUAGUUUCCUAAACUGCACGUAAAUACUUUGUGUGAAAAGAAAUAAACAAAAAUACACAGAUUUGGUCAUAUAAAAUGCAAGACUUCAAUACUAAUAAUAAUACUAAUACUAAAAUGCUUUUCAUAGCUUUCCUGUGGCUCAGUAGUUAGAGCAUGGCACUAGCAAUGCUAAGGUUAUGGGUUCGAUCCCAGGAGAUUGCACAUUGUCAGAAGAAGAAAAUUAGAAUACAAUGUAAUGUAAGUGUCUGCAGAAUGCAUAAAUGUAAACGUAUCGUAAAUUAAUGUAUUUUAGCUAAAAGUACUACCUCUACAUUAAUGAAGAUGAUGUUUGCCAUUGCGACUCAGUGUGUUCCUUAAAACUGUGACUCUCUUAAAACCAGCAGUUUUUUGCUACAGGCUGGAUUGCAACCUCACAUUUAUCAAAUGGCUAAAACUUAAUCAAAAAUAAUCUUCCUUCAGGAUUUCUCCUUUCGUAAAUCAUUUUUCUUUUUGAAAUACAAAUUUGAAACCAAUCUUUAAAGUUUUUAUAGUGCAGUAAGUACUUUUAAGAUUUUUGUCACCACCAUGCAAAAAAACUUCCAAAGAUGUUAAAUGUCAUUCUUUUCUUACCUUCCUAUAUUUUCUGCUUGUCCUGUCUAAUAUGUAUGAAAUUUUAAAAAAUUAUAAUUGUAUACUAUGUGGCUAAGUUUCUGCUGCACUAUGAAGUUACAGCUUCUUUAUUUGCUUUCUAAAUCACAUUUUACAAUUAUUCUUUGUAAGUUUUUGUAUUAGCUUGUGUUGUUUUAAAUUACAACAAACAGCAUGUCAGCUUAAAGCACGGUUUGCCUUCUAUUGUGGUAAAAACAACAAAGCGUUUAUACUUGAAUCUCAUACUAUUCUUUUACUUACCCAUGCCUGUAAUCACUGUAUUAGUUUGUAAAUACAGUUUGUGUAUAACAUGCAUACUGAUGCCUACCAAUGUACUAAUGUAGCCUACUAGCCUAACACUGCCCUAACUGCCUUACCCAUGCUCACUUUUUUCAAUUUCUUUUAAACUAUGUAUUCCUGCAGGUUAUCUAUAUUUUUUAGGCUGUUUAAAGUUUGUUGUUAAAUGCUGAAUGAGGCACAAUAGAUUGUUUUGCAGAACAUAGUCAACACUGUUCCAGAAGCUUCCUGUUUCGGUUUUUUAACCCUUAACUUUAGAAAAAUUACAAACAGCAAAGCAUCUACAACCGAAUCAAAAUGUUAAACAAACAUUUAUAAGAAAUAAUUAUAAACUGAAUUGAAUUGAAACAGGAACAGGGUUGUUUACAUCUUGCAAAAUGCUAAUGUUUUUUUUUAAAACUAUAUGCAGUUAUUAAUCACUUGGACUGGAAUAGCAAGAAUGAUAAUAAACAAUGACAUGGUAAAUAUUGUCAUGUCAAUUUUGUGUAAAAUCUAUACACCCAUAACAAGAAAAAUGUUUAAAUACAGCCACAGAAAAAAUAAGAGAAAUUGCAAAUUUUCAUUUAAUCACCAGAUGCAUUGUGGCCAGCAGUGUCUGUUGAAUUUCAACCAAUUUAAACCUCAGAAGGGACAUUAAGUCAACCAACAGCA
Molecule: messenger RNA, 3450 nt
Organism: Triplophysa dalaica
Lineage: Eukaryota; Metazoa; Chordata; Actinopteri; Cypriniformes; Nemacheilidae
Exons: 11
Coding region: 311-1774 (487 amino acids)
Source: RefSeq, a predicted model, not a curated record